AUGCUGCAGAAUAUGAUCCAGCCUGCACCAGAGGAUGGAAGACCUUACGAUCCUGAGGCAGAGGCUGUUGCGGUGGCUGAGAUAGCCGUUGAGGCUGGCAUAUUUGUGGAGGAUGCCCCGACAGAGUCUGCUCCAGAUACUAGUACAGAACCUACUUCUGCUCCUGCUCCUGCUCCUGGGGCUUAUGAGGAGGUGUUGGGUGAGAUAGCCAGACUAUCAGGUGUAGUGGACGAUGUUAAGGCCACUCUAGGUAUCGUCCUUAAAAAUCAAGAAGUCAUAUUAGAGAAGCUGGCAACACUAGGUAGUAUACCUACUCCUGCACCUACUCCUGCACAUACUCAUGCACCCACUCCAACAGAUGAUGUAGAGUACAACAUUCUCCCCUCAUGUUACGAGCCUUCUGUUGGAGAAGCCACACCUUCUCAGCCAGUGCAGACGGUCUUAGGUAAGCGUACUAGACAGAGACCAGUAAGGUACGAGGACUAUACUCCAGCAGCCAAGAAACCAAAGUUCAAGGACCCAGUUACGAUCCUUCCUUUAAAGGUGUUGGAUCAAGAUAUGUUGACAACUUUUAACCGAUGGGUACUCGGUGAGAUUGAUAACAGCAGACCGAGGAAGUUGGAAUGUUGUGAUGGGACCCCUGUUUGGUUCUUGAAGUUGAAGGUGGCAAAAGAAUGGUUGGCAGAAACUCAUCUCGACGCUGCGAAUUAUCUUAUACGGAGACGUCUUUUUGAGUUGCCGAAGACGUACCCCGUGAAAGCCACCGUACUUGAUUCAUCAUUUGCACAAUAUAUUCCUGCCAGAUACGAGGAAUUCAAGAAAUAUGGCAGGACUUACCAAUGGGACUCGGACAUUCUUGAUUUCCUGAAAGGAGAUGCCAAAAAGUACAAGAAGCCUUGGGGUGAUUGCAACGAGGUCUACUUCCACUGGUGCAUGGAAAAUCGGCACUGGGUCCUUUGCGAAAUAAAUUUCGCUGAUUGGAUGAUCACUGUAUUUGACUCAGAUCAUUCUAACUUUAGCCAUAAUAAGUUGUCUGAGUUGAUGGAGCCUUGGACUAGGAUGCUUCCAUCUUUACUCAACGCUUCUGGUAUGUUUAAAGGACACCCCAAGUUAAAAAUAGCUAGACCGAAGAUCACCGUUCCAAACUUUGAUUGGCGGCGCAUGUCCACUGAUAUUGUCCCACAGUCUAGAACCAGCGGAGAUUGCGGUGUAUUCGCCAUCAAACACUUGGAGUUCAUUCUUGGAGACAUUCCCUUAUCAUAUGCCAUCGAGGACAACAUUCAGUACUUCAGGGAUAAAUUAUGCAUCGACAUUUUUUAUGAGAAUGUGUACCCUUGAUGUUAGAACAUUUAUUUUGAUUUCGAUGACACACAAUAGUAUAUUUCUCCUUAGUAUUGUAUAUAAAAAAUGUCGUUUCGAUUAACAAA
Molecule: messenger RNA, 1427 nt
Organism: Humulus lupulus (European hop)
Lineage: Eukaryota; Viridiplantae; Streptophyta; Magnoliopsida; Rosales; Cannabaceae
Exons: 4
Coding region: 1-1338 (445 amino acids)
Biological process (GO): proteolysis
Molecular function (GO): cysteine-type peptidase activity
Source: RefSeq, a predicted model, not a curated record